Purpureocillium lilacinum is the source of this 324-nucleotide messenger RNA. The record is from RefSeq and is a predicted model, not a curated record. NCBI's taxonomy places the organism in Eukaryota, Fungi, Ascomycota, Sordariomycetes, Hypocreales, Ophiocordycipitaceae.
AUGCUGUAUGGGGUGUUAUGCGCUGGGAUGGGUUGGGAUGGCACCACAAACGUGUGCCGGAUCCAACGUCGGUACGCCCGCCCCGGUUGGUGUACCAUGAAUGUUAUGGAUAUCACGGAAUUUUACGGCACGGAGACGGAAUCUCGGGAGUUGAGCCGGCUAGCUCAGGCGCAGAUCGAUACCCAAGACACAUUCGAUUCACAUCAUCGCGCGACGUUGCUGACCGCCUUCUGGGCUGAAGUGAUGGCCACAAGGGGCCUCUGUUUCGCCUCCGGGCACGCCGCUCUCCUGGCCAAUACAGUACAGAUGCGCCACCUUGCCUGA